Messenger RNA from Lachancea sp. 'fantastica', 1044 nucleotides. NCBI's taxonomy places the organism in Eukaryota, Fungi, Ascomycota, Saccharomycetes, Saccharomycetales, Saccharomycetaceae. The record is from the annotation of a GenBank genome assembly.
AUGUCGGGAAGAGAAGAUAUCAGGAACCUCUUGAGUGAGGCGGCGAAAUUUUAUGCGGCCAAGGACUACGAAAGAUCGACGAAUCUGUAUUCGGAGGUCAACGCGAUGCAUGACGCAUUGACGGGCGAGAGUAGUGCAGAUUAUCUGUUUCUGUAUGGAAAGUCGCUUUAUCAAUUAGCUUUGAGCCAAUCUGAGGUGUUUGGUGGUGACGAAGGGGAACAAGAUGGAGCGCAAGGUGAUGAUGAUGCUGGAUCCGAUGAGGAAGAAAAAAGCGGUGAAAAUAAACAGUUGUACCAAUUCAGUGAUGUAGUAGCGGAGGGAGAAGUGCCCGAGGGUGACAACAAUGGCGAUGAAGCCCCACAAGAAGACGAGGAAGAAGAAGAAGAAGAAGAAAAAGACGGAGAUGACCACGGGGAAGAAGAAGAGCCACAAGAAGAGCAGGCUUCAGAUUUCGAAAACGCAUGGGAAAUGCUGGAAUUAGCGCGUUCGAUCUACGAGAAAACGCAGCCACAAGACCAGGAGAUACUGGAGAAGUUGUGUGAGACCUAUAGCAUCCUCGGGGAGAUCUCACUGGAAACGGAAAACUUUACUCAGGCCACACAGGACCUCACAAGAUGUUUGGAGCUCCGCAAACAAGCUUAUGGCGACAAAGACCCUACCCAUAGAUUGAUAAUUGAGUCGCACUACAAAUUAUUUUUGGCACUCGAGCUUGACCCCACUCAAGAUGCUCAGUCGCAGGAACAGCUGGAAAAAGCCAUCCAGCUACUACAAGCGCGAAUUCAAGCCGGAAAAGCGGAGAAGGAUGAAGAGGGUCUACUAGAAGAGCUGAAAUUGAAACUCAAAGAGCUCAAGACCUCGCAACAAGCGCUUGACGCCCUCAAUAAGGCAAGUGUGGCCCAAUUAAAAGAAGCACUCAUCUGUGGUAAAACUAGUGUGGAUAAACCUGCUUCCAUAAACGACCUCACAUCAAUGGUAAAGAAAAGGAAACCAAAGUCGCAGUCUAAUCAGGAUCUGGACUCCACGCUCAAGAAACAAAAGAAAUGA